AUGAAAGCUCUCCUUUUCAUAAUAACUCUAUUCCUAAACAUUUUCAAUUGUCAAGAAUUGAAACUUGUCGAUGAAGGAGAACUUGACGAAGAAAUGAUUAUGAAACAAGUCAAAGAGUGGCUAAUGACACAAUUUAUGAGCUUGAAUAGUUCGAAUUUUGCGGACGAAAAUGGAUUUUCCAAUCAAUUUGUUUUUGAUGACUAA
Messenger RNA from Caenorhabditis angaria, 204 nucleotides. NCBI's taxonomy places the organism in Eukaryota, Metazoa, Nematoda, Chromadorea, Rhabditida, Rhabditidae. The record is from the annotation of a GenBank genome assembly.